Messenger RNA from Colletotrichum lupini, 4284 nucleotides. RefSeq lists its product as uncharacterized. NCBI's taxonomy places the organism in Eukaryota, Fungi, Ascomycota, Sordariomycetes, Glomerellales, Glomerellaceae. The transcript is spliced from 38 exons. Bases 1 to 4284 code for a protein of 1427 amino acids. The record is from RefSeq and is a predicted model, not a curated record.
AUGAGGUGGGAAGGAUCCACUCUCUCUGACCGGGGGUCCUACUCAGGAAAAUAUGGGGAUUCCGGUGCCUGGGAUUCUGCGAGAACGUCAACCUGGACGGACAGUGACGAGAUCCCGGAGCACAGAGGAGCCUACUUACCUCAAGGCACCUUACUGAGGGUGCCAGUUAGAGAUACGUACCGUGCUUGCCUCGAGCCCUCGACUGCAAAGGUUUCCGUCACCCCACCCUCAGCAUCCAUCCAUCCCCACUCCAACUGCACCUUAUUCGUCCGGGAUGCUCCAGCAAUGGAAAACUGCAAAGUCCAUAUUACCCGUCUGAUAACCUUUUUUCUCAAGAUUUCGGUGGUGGGAGUAGACCGGGCGGGUGGUAAGUCAAGGGUUCUCUGCUACACCAACAGCACCAUCUAUAUACACUUCACCCAGACUUGUCCACCUCGCCUUCAAGUCUCUCUCCUGCGGCUUGCCAGGGACUUUGCAGCACACCUCAGGUACUGCAUGUCCAACAAGUUACCGGAACAGGAGAUGACCGAAAGAAUACCCUGGCGUGAUGUUUCCGACUCUACUUGGCUCUAUCUCAAGAUAGUCUCCGUUCAAGGGGUAACGUCUUCGCGAUUUUGGAACGCUUUCAGGUUGUCUGUCUCUUCAAGUUCAUCUGUGCUCAAGUUGCUACUACCUCAGAAUUGCCUCUCAAGUCUCGACCACCCAACUUCCCUGCCUUUGGAGGCCUGGACCGUUCUUAUGCCUCGCGCUUCUGGCAAGUCCCAGCGCGGAGACACAGAGACUGAGGGGCUGAGUCGACUCACCGUCUUCAACAUCGUCUCUGUGCGAACAAUAUCCUUGUCAUUUUGUCGUCUCUUGUCUUGCCCCUCUCAGCUAUGGGCAAUCCGCGGUACCACCGCCACCAACACGAGAAUCAAGAAACGCGCUAAACACCGACUCAUGGCCUCACGACCGGCUUGUUUCUUCCAAAAAUCUAUUAUCGCAAUGCGCCUUUCAAAGUCAGAUUCGCAAUCGAAUCCACCUGACUACCAAUCCAUGACUCUCUCCACACUCCAUGUGCGUGCCCAAGCGACGAUCAUCAUCAUCACGAAAAACUGCGAGCUUGACUUCAUCUUGCCUUUUCAACACCAUCAAUUUCUAGUGGAUGUCUGCUUCACCAUCCCACAAAGCAACAACACAGACGUGCUCCAGGGCCACCUUGUUGUACUGUCUCAUUCUGCUACCAUGGUGAGAAGUCACGCCGUCGUCUCCCUCAGCCUCUUUCUCGCUGCAUCGCAGCACGCAUCAACCGCUGCGCCAUUCUUUGGGUCGCACGUCCCUCUCACCGCAGCCGAUCCAACGAACGCUGUCGUCUUAAUGCCAUUAUUGUUUCUAGCUUCGUGUAAGCGCGAGAACAGCAGAGAAAAGAUUCAUGCCAUCAACAAUAAUCACACGUGGACUACAACUGCGAUUCGCUGGCUGAUCUGGACCGUCUCGGUAUUCAAGCUCGCAGCGAUUGGAAAGAACUUGCCAGGAUGCAUCCGCUUUAGUCGGGAGGGGAUGCCCUGGCAAUCCAAUGAUAUGAGUCGGAGAAUUUACGGUAUUGGCCGAAUGAUUGGACGACCAAACAAGCAUAUCGAGAGAGCUACCACCGACGACGUAAUGGUACCGAAACUUCAGGUAUCAUCCUCUGCGGUCCAUCCAAAAUCUGAAUUUAUCGCUUCGCAAUGGACAGUGGUAUAUCCGACAGCUAAAGUAGCCAGUAUGUUCGACUUCAUCAACGACGAGGCGGAAAUUGCGCCCGGUGGCUUCGAUUCUCGGCUGCUUAGACUUCUGUCACUUGCAUGGCGACAUGCCAACGAGUGUCACGAAUCUGCCAGCCCAGCGUCAUCGACGUGGGCAGCGUUAAACACAGCUCUCCAUCCGUUGAAGCAACAUUGCAUACCUAUGGCUCUGGGUCAACGGGUCCAUUCGUCUAGUCAUCGGUUGUAUCCCACAGCUCCUACCUCACCAUCGGAAGUUGUCGCCAAGCUUUUUUUGGUCCAGCACUAUGAGCGGCCCAGCACUUGUUCCCGUCUCCACGUUCUUGACGUUAAUCGUAUCACCAAUACUGCUCAAGGAAACAACGGCGCCUUUGGAUCGCUGAGCUGCCUAGGAUCCUCCCGGCUGAUGGAUCGACCACUAGCCCAUUCUAUAUUCAUCCUGGACCAGAGCAACGUGCGGACGACCGCUCUGAGCCGUCUCGACCCAGCCGCAAUCUCCGUGAAAAAUAGGCUGCGAAUCUCGGCUCCGGUCAUGACUAGAGUCUUGGUGUUGUCCGAGCAGCCCUUGAAAGCGUUCGAACCUACCGACCCUUACACGUUUGUAAGGGACCCCUGGUUCAUCUUCCACGAGCCCAACAGCGACCUUGCCAUUAAGAUCAACCUGGUUUCCACGUCUCUGUUUCCUCUCAGUGGCCCGAACGUCAGUUUCUGCGGCGCGGACAGCACUCUACAGCAAUUUGACGACCGUGUGCUGACGGGCAUCGGCGCCUAUCCGAACAACGCGGGGUUUCUUCAAAAUUGGAAGAAUUGGAAUAAGAAAGCAGCUUGCACUAUGAGGCGUGGGGUUCACACUCUAAUGGUUUUGCACAGCAUCAAGAGAGGCCACCACGGAGAUGUUCAUGGUUAUUCUCAUUGUACAGCAACUCACUGCACCUUGAACGACGACGAAGAUCAAAUUGUCGAGACCUCCUCAGGCUCCCAUCCUUCGGUGGGACUGAUGAGAACCUGGCCAUUCCCCUAUCCUGAGCAAUUGCCAGGGCCCCUGGCCUCUCGACCUCCCAACGAAGCUCCCCUGUCGACGACCCAUCUCGACACUGGCUCCCCGAGAUAUCAAGGCUCCAGCCAGCGGUGGCAGGACAAUAUCGAAAUCGACUGGGUUUACCGUUUUGCAACGAGCAGAGCGCCGGGGUCGUGGAUCCUGAGUGAUGUCAAUAUCGCACCGUUGUAUUUGUGCGCGGACGCAUCCGCGUUGAGAUCGGCCGGCUACAACCUGGUUCAUGACCGUGCUGGCGCGCUGCGAUGCUCCAGCGUCGUCACAUUCACACGGACUGGGGCGACUUUUUACACCCCGCACUUAGGACCAUCUCUGCAACGACGUCGCAUUCUUCACAUCGCUUAUGCUGCAAACGAUCAUGGGACCACGAGGCAAAUCCUCAACGGAACAGCGGCAACAGACAAGAAAAUGAACCACAACGCCAUGAUACAGAUGUUGCACUGCGAAUGGAUACUAACUCGUGGCCCGGGCCUCGAAGAUCUUCUAACUGCACCAUCCACUCUUCCCUCUUAUCUCGCAAUGUCUGGGUCAAUAAUUCUCCACCGACCAAGUGCCGAUAACUCUGCAAACUUCCAAGUGCCGCAUCACGUCAAUGAGACCGAAACCACAGCAUCAGGCUUAUGUCGCUAUCAUGUCCGGCCGCAGACCGUUGACGAUGAUGAGACGACCUCUGAUCUUGUUAGCCGGCAUCCAUCUACCAGGAAGCAACUUCAUAUGCCGGAAACAAGCUUUCUAAACAACCUCAGUGGAGAUAAGGUGGUGGCACCUCGAGCACUGAAAGCCCCCACGCUCUUGAGGAACAACACAGUACGGACACAACAGCAGGCAUCUUCCUUCACGGGACCUAGCUACACCAAGCAAAGUAAGGAUCUGACAUUGAGACAACCUGCCAUCAGUCUGGUUCGUCGCAGACCCAUGAGAGAGGUCUAUACCAAAGCCCUCUCAACGAAUUUCUGGCUCGAUCAAGCCUGGUUUCUUCCCCAGUUGAUCUCAACGACGGGCCGUGUUGUAACCUUGCAACAAAAGGAGGAUACCAAACUACCAAGCAAUCAUGGACCAUGGGCGAUUCUCUGCCAAUUCUCGCUUCCACCAGGUUCCGGUGAUAGGCAGUGGUCAAGCCUCCGACGCAAGAGCGAAUCGUCAUAUCACAUAGGACCUGCCACUUCUCUGGUUGACAGUAUGCCUGAUCGUGGUGGCAGACACGCCUUCGCCUGCUUCAAGUGCGGGGUCGAAACAGCGUUUCAUCCAGGAAACUUGACCUGCUACGAUACGGGGAAGGAGGCCGAUCUCAUCCCCGUGGAGGGCGAAGCAUCACUCUAUGGCACAAGAGUCAAGACUCAACUUGCAAAACGUGGCAAACCCCUUGACAAAACUGCAAUUGGGCGCAGAUUUGAGCGGCUAGCCAACCCUACAACUUUGUCCCUGGUAGGCCGCAGUCUCGGACUAGAGAUGCUAACCUGGCGAGAUUACCACACGUUGAAGAGUUGA